Cicer arietinum (chickpea) is the source of this 357-nucleotide messenger RNA. RefSeq lists its product as uncharacterized. Lineage: Eukaryota; Viridiplantae; Streptophyta; Magnoliopsida; Fabales; Fabaceae. The record is from RefSeq and is a predicted model, not a curated record.
AUGUGUCCAUCUGUUGACAAUGUUAAAACAAAGGGUUUACUUGGAAUAGGUGAGAACUCCUGGGCAUUCAUUCAUCAAGAGUGUGUGGUUAAGCUUCAAGAGUUUAUGUCUAAUUACGAGAGAAUAUAUUGUAUAGAAAAUUUUGUUCAACAACUUAUACACAGUGUAUAUGUUGAACAAGUUGCAAAUAUGGAUAAUUGGAUGACACUUCUAGAAAUGAGAUAUGUGAUUGCUAUGAAAUUUAACUUGGUUUUCAUCGCAAUAUCACUUAACCAAUCGGAAAUAUUUUUUCCACUUAAAAGUCCACCACCAACAUCUAUGUCAGAUCAUCGUAUGAUAUUUAUUGCAUUUGUUUAA